Pomacea canaliculata is the source of this 1999-nucleotide messenger RNA. RefSeq lists its product as uncharacterized. The transcript has 2 exons. The record is from RefSeq and is a predicted model, not a curated record. Bases 1506 to 1928 code for a protein of 140 amino acids. NCBI's taxonomy places the organism in Eukaryota, Metazoa, Mollusca, Gastropoda, Architaenioglossa, Ampullariidae.
AUAUAAGCGUAUAUCUAACAUAUCUUGGUGUAGUGUGUAUCGGUAGAAGGUGAUCUACAGAUGCACCCUGUCAGCCAGCAUCAUCUACAUCACAGUCGCUCCUGGUAUUGGAAAAUAAUGACAACUUUUCUAACACCACGGUUUAUUGCUGUUAAUUGGCAUUUAAUCAACGGUCGAUGUAGAGGAGUGAGACAAGCACAGUGUCAGUCGCUGGUGGGGAGAAGGUCGGUGUAUCGGCGCUGAGACUACGACUGCAGCAACAUCACAAAUGUCAUGUUAGCACCGUGUCCAUCUCUGUCACUUGCCGGUUAGCGUUGCUAUGAAACCACGUUUAGUUUUCUCCUAAUUAUCACAUUGAUUGAAUCAUCAGCGCGGGCGACAUUGCAGUAGAUGACAGAGCGGCUCUCAGUUGAAACAGGUCUUGUGGGGCAGCGUGUUGGUGAAGUCUCUGUGAUGGUUGUUGAUAUUGAGGCCAAACUUUUUUUUUUUUUUACUUCCAAAUAUUUCUGUCGGUUUAUUGUCAUUGUCUUUAAUGAAUCUUAGGUCACAAGUCUCAAAUGGGGUGUUCAGAGGACACUUAAUGAGGACUUGAGACCUACAAACUCACACUAAACAGCCUUUGAUUCCUCGGGUACUUUUCUUCAGCAGGGGGAUGAGGGAGGGGUGUAAAACAUUGUGCUUGUGUAAUUGUUGCCGUGUACUUGCAGCUUAUAAAGAUGUGCACAGAUGUGAUAUUUAAUGGUGGAUUCAACAGAAUAAAUUCAAGGUGUUUGACAAUAUUUUGGUGAUCGACCUAUGGACUUUUAAAGUUCAUACAAGGGUCUGGUCCUGACACUAACUCAAGAGAGUCAAAUAUGUGUCACCACACACACACACACAUUUAUAUAUAAACACAGACACAAGCACACAUAUAUCUGAAAUCUUAUCAUCAUCCUCACCACCGGUGUACAGACAGCUUCCAGUGCCCGGAUGUGUUUUUGUGAUGACUAUUGUUAGCAAACUCCGUGACCCCAGCUCACGCGCCUGCUCUUAAAUCUACCCGUGACCUCACUUGUCAGCGGCCUUCGUUUCUUCCAAACUGCAUCUGCACACGUGCGGUGAGUGGCAUUUGAUGAUAGCACCACCCAUGCAGGCGUGCGCCUGUCGGCCCCACUCGUGACUGCACCGCACCAUGGCGGAGCUUGCAGGGCUAAUCAAUAGGCUGUGCGACUUGAUUGCUUUAUCUGCCUAAUUUAGUUUGCGCUCAAAACGUGAGCCUGUGAAGGGGGGUAUUUACACUCACAGAGUUACCAAGCUCCACCAGGCACCACCAGACAUAUGCAUCGAUUUCCGUUCGAUAAAUUUCCCGCCAUCCUCCGUCGAAAGCUACGGGCUUAUUAAGGGGGGAUAAUUGCUUGGGCCUGACGUUCAAGGGAAGUAAGCAGGGCAUCGUGCGCGCUCGCUCUCUUCCUUCAUCCACUGCUCGUCUUGGGUGUCAGUCCAGCGCGUGCACUUCGCGUGCGGUGAUGGCGGACAGACGCCAGGCCAGGAUUUGGGAGUUUGUGCUUCUUUUCGUCUUCCUUUUUGUCGGAUUCGACGUCGUUGCAGAGGAAAAUGGAAUGAGUGUAUCCCCUUUUUACGGCCAGCCUACCAUACUGGAGGUGCAGUGUUCAGGAUCCGGUCUGGAGGCCAACUCCAAGCUGGUUUCUCUCGCUCUGUACGGGAGCUCCAAGAGCAGCAUCGUGGCCUCCGUCAACUUAGUGAACAAAGAGUGCUCCACCUCCGACACUUUCUCGUCUUGUGAGAUCCACAGCAACGACGACCGCAGGACGGCAGUGAAGUCGCUGGUGUUUGACCUGCGCGAGGGCGAGGAGAGACAAUAUGGCUGCGAGGUCAACAGCCUCAGGCCCAGAGGCGGUCGCAGAUCUCCAACUGGUCGCUGCUGGUGAAAGCGAUGAGUAAGUGAUGAGUGAGUAGAGGAGACAAGUCAUGUGUUACAGAGGAAAGAAAGCUGUUUUGA